GCCAGGAGCCGGUGUAGUCCUCGGCAGUGCUCGUCGGAGUGAGACAGAACCUUGGACCUCGGCCAACGAAGUUCGCAGCGGAGCAGCGCUCAAGUUGCUCCGGCCAGCCUGAGACUGCGGUUACCAGAGUGCUCGAGGCGCCUUCAACUCCCAGGAAGCUCAGCGUUCGGCUCCCGCAAUUCCCAGAGUGCUCCGCGUCACCCCUCAGGCUCCGCCCCCUCCCGGCCUCGGACUACAAAUGGACUCUCAGGGGCUGCCAGGGCCAGUCAGCGGCUCCGUGGCAGCGCAGCCUUCGGGUUGAAGAGACAGUCGUUCCUUGCGCCGGCUACGGAGGCCGGCAGGGGGCGGCGGCGGAGGCCGUUGCUCAGAGUCCAGAGGCGGGGCCGCGGGCUCCCAGCGCUGCGAGCCGGCGGGCCAGAACUGGGCCGCGUCGCGGUGCGCGGGCCGAGGCCAUGGGCGACCGUGGAGGGGUGGGCAGCUCUCGGCGUCGGAGGACCAGCUCGCGGGUUUCCGUCCAGGCUGGCGAAGAGGAGGUGCGAGAUGCGGCUGUGGGCCCCGACUUGGGCGCCGGGGGUGACGCUCCUUCUCCAGCUCCAGCUCCAGCCCAGACCCCGGACAAAGAGGGGCACACCAACGUGGGCGACGGCCACUGGGAGCUGAGGUGCCAUCGUCUGCAAGAUUCUUUGUUCAGCUCAGACAGUGGUUUCAACAAUUAUCGCGGUAUCCUGAAUUGGUGUGUGGUGAUGCUGAUCCUGAGUAAUGCAAGGUUAUUUUUAGAGAAUCUCAUCAAGUAUGGCAUCCUGGUGGAUCCCAUCCAGGUGGUGUCUCUGUUUCUGAAGGACCCCUACAGCUGGCCUGCCCCAUGCCUGGUUAUUGCAUCCAACAUCUUUACUGUGGCCGCAUUUCAGAUUGAGAAGCGUCUGGCAGUGGGUGCUCUGACAGAGCAGAUGGGGCUGCUGCUACAUGUGGUUAACCUGGCCACCAUCAUCUGCUUCCCAGCAGCUGUGGCCUUACUGGUUGAGUCCAUCACUCCAGUGGGUUCCGUGUUUGCUCUGGCAUCAUACUCCAUCAUCUUCCUCAAGCUCUUUUCCUACCGGGACGUCAACCUGUGGUGCCGCCAGCGAAGGGUCAAGUCCAAAGCUGUUUCUACAGGGAAGAAGGUUGGUGGAGCUGCUGCCCAGCAAACUGUGAACUACCCAGACAACCUGACCUACCGAGAUCUCUACUACUUCAUUUUUGCUCCUACUUUGUGUUAUGAACUCAACUUUCCUCGAUCCCCCCGAAUACGAAAGCGCUUUCUGCUACGAAGGGUUCUUGAGAUGCUCUUCUUCACCCAGCUUCAAGUGGGGUUGAUCCAACAGUGGAUGGUCCCUACUAUUCAGAACUCCAUGAAGCCCUUCAAGGAUAUGGACUACUCACGUAUCAUUGAGCGUCUCUUAAAGCUGGCGGUCCCCAACCAUCUGAUCUGGCUCAUCUUCUUCUACUGGCUUUUCCAUUCCUGCAUGAAUGCCGUGGCAGAGCUUAUGCAGUUUGGAGACCGCGAAUUCUAUAGGGACUGGUGGAAUGCUGAGUCUGUCACCUACUUUUGGCAGAAUUGGAAUAUCCCUGUGCACAAGUGGUGCAGCAGACACUUCUAUAAGCCUAUGCUCCGACUGGGCAGCAGCAGAUGGAUGGCCAGGACAGGGGUAUUUCUGGCCUCAGCCUUCUUCCAUGAGUACCUAGUGAGCAUUCCCCUGCGUAUGUUCCGUCUCUGGGCAUUUACAGCCAUGAUGGCUCAGAUCCCACUGGCCUGGAUUGUGGGCCGCUUCUUUCAAGGGAACUAUGGCAAUGCAGCUGUGUGGGUGACACUCAUCAUUGGGCAACCAGUGGCUGUGCUCAUGUAUGUCCAUGACUACUACGUGCUCAACUAUGAUGCUCCAGUGGGGGCCUGAGCUACUGCCAAAGGCCAGCCCUCCCUAACCUGGGCCUGGAGUUCUGGAGGGGUUCCUGGCUGCCUGCACACUCCUCCUAGUCUGGGAGGCCUCUCUGCCCCUAUGGGGCCCACUCCUGCUCUUGGGGAUGGCACCUGAGUCCGGCUGGUAUGAGCCAGUGCUGGGAGUAUGUGCUGACCAGGGGCUGAGGGAAUCAAUAAAGUGCUGUCUAAAAACUUUC
This is a messenger RNA of Meriones unguiculatus (Mongolian gerbil), 2151 nucleotides long. It is a transcript of the gene Dgat1, whose product is annotated as diacylglycerol O-acyltransferase 1. The transcript has 17 exons. NCBI's taxonomy places the organism in Eukaryota, Metazoa, Chordata, Mammalia, Rodentia, Muridae. Gene Ontology annotation, biological process: triglyceride biosynthetic process. The coding region runs from base 453 to 1931 and encodes 492 amino acids. The record is from RefSeq and is a predicted model, not a curated record. Gene Ontology annotation, molecular function: diacylglycerol O-acyltransferase activity. Gene Ontology annotation, cellular component: endoplasmic reticulum membrane.